AUGGCAUCCACUCGGACUAAUCUACAGUCAAGGCGAAAGACAUUUGUGAUGGCAUCCGGCCUCGUCGGGACCGUAUUUGUCACCGUAGGUCUUGUCUUGGCUCUAAUCGUCAGACUCGCGCCUAUCUUCUACAACUACGACGACGAAUCUCUCCCAGAGAACCCCAAUAUCAGUCUCCGUUCUUGUCAUGCAUCCCCAAUCCCGUGCAGUUCCCACAAUGACUAUUGGAGAAAGAAGCCGCUCCAUUCAGCGUUGCUCGCAGGCUGCAUUGGCGUAGAGGCCGAUGUUUGGGCUUUCCAAGACGAACUAUUUGUUAGUCAUGACAGAAGUCGCCUUGCCACAGACCGCACCUUGUCGACCUUGUACAUAGAUCCUCUGGUCAGGAUUCUACAAGACCGAAACUCGGCGACAGGUGCUGCCCUUCCAACCCAGGGCGUCUAUGGCAUCGAUCCGAACCAGACUCUAGUUCUCUUGGUGGAUAUAAAAGCGAAUCCAGUUGCUGCAUGGCCACUCCUACUUGAGAAUCUGGAACCACUUCGAAAAAGGGGUUGGCUAAGCCAUAUAAAAAACGGGUCGCUCAUUCAAGGCCCCAUCACAGUCGUCGGGACGGGAAAGACGCGAGUUGAACAAGUAGAGGCGAACCCCUCAAGAGAUGUCUUCCUCGAUGCACCUUUGGCAAAGCUGAAUAAGGGCACGUACAACAAAAUCAACUCAUACUACGCCAGUGUUUCCUUCCGAAGGUCGAUUGGGCUAGUCGGGCCUCGAGGUUUGCGACAGUCACAGCUCCUCAAGGUGCGAAACCAGAUCAAGGAAGCGCACAGUCUAGGACUCAAAGUGCGGUAUUGGAGUUUGCCGUCAUGGCCUUUGCCCAAGAGGAAUCAACUUUGGGAUGUUCUCGUUAACGAAGGCCUCGAUAUCCUCCACGUCGACGAUGUGAUUGGGGUGAGAGGCAUUUUCGAGAAUAGGUAG
Ilyonectria robusta is the source of this 969-nucleotide messenger RNA. RefSeq lists its product as uncharacterized. The transcript has 2 exons. Lineage: Eukaryota; Fungi; Ascomycota; Sordariomycetes; Hypocreales; Nectriaceae. The record is from RefSeq and is a predicted model, not a curated record. Gene Ontology annotation, molecular function: phosphoric diester hydrolase activity. Gene Ontology annotation, biological process: lipid metabolic process. The coding region runs from base 1 to 969 and encodes 322 amino acids.